AUGGAUGAGGAAAGUGAAGGGUUAUCGUUUCUUUUCUCCAAACUCUGCGAGAAAUCCUUCAAAAAUGAAGCUAACAUAGGAUGGGAUAUUUACAGGCGUCCACGUUACACGGAUAAAAGGCAAAAGGCUUUAAAAGUUUGCCUCUACGAGACCCUUUUCGAAGAACUUCGAGCUCCUUGGAUUAGUGAGUUAGUUCGCACUGGCGAUAAAGCUGAGAAGAAGGAUGAUUUACGAUUCAAUAUUUAUGAUAAACUGUCGAUCGCUGCAUUCAAAUUGAGGAUAGCUAGGAGGUUUGAUGAUGCGGAGAAAUUGGAUCAUUUCGUUUGUCAGUGGAGGAAUUUGCAAGGUAGGUUUAAAAUUUAAGUCUAAUAUACGAUGUGUGUCCGUAGAUAUAUUUCGACAUCUACGGAGAAAAUUGUGAUCGAGGAAGCAUAAGCUUAUGUUUUGCCCGUAUGAUUAUAUUAGCUGCAGAGGAAACUACUCAGAUAGGAAGAGACUGCAAACAUUUCCCAUAACUGUUUUUAAUUAUUGUUAGCACGUACACUGUAUGUACAACCAUGCAAUUGAAUGGAAUGCAACAAAUUGCUGCGCUUUGCUAUUCAGCUCCUUGAUAUUGGCAUUAAAUGCUAUUUUAUUAAGUGUGCACAGCAGGCCUUCAUGGUUUCAGUGAAGCUGAACUGACAGGAAAAUCCGAAUGAUUUUGAAGGUUCACCUGCAGUAAAUUAGCAACCAACCCAGGGGGAAUGUACAUACAUUUGGCAUUAUUAUUAUUGGUACAUGCCAAAGAAAAUGCAAUAAGUUCCAGCACUAUGAGUCACAUAACAAGUGGGUGCAAGUCCCUUAUUUACUUCGUUAAAAAAGUACUGUGAGACAUGUAAGCAUCAAAUUAUUUUAGAUUUGGGUAUUUUACAAAAUUUUGAAUAUUCAAACAUUAAAACAAUGAUCCCUAUGCAUUUAAUAUAGGGUUAGGUCUCAGAGGUCCAUAGCUGCUUGUGUGCAUCCCCUGUUUCUGUGGCUUGACACAACUAAGAGUUUGUGCACUCUCUCAGGAUGGAUGCCAUUCAUUUCUGGUUAUGCAGUCAAUCAAGCCUCAACAUUUCCCCCCUCCCUGGCAACCCCUGGGAAUUUGAACUUUUGGAGAUUGGUUUGUACUAGUUCCUGCCCCUAAGGCAAAAAUUGUGUUUAAAUGCCCACCCUAAAGGCAAAAUCAGCAAUUAUAACUUUGAAUGCAUUGACCUAGCCUUAAAACAUGAACUCACACACCCCUUUCAAAUUUCCUGUCAAAUGCUUGUAUUUUCCCUUGUAAUAGAGGUUCAAAUUGAGCAGCACAUUACCCCCCCCUCCCCCAGCAUUUCACUAGGCUUCCAUGAUAGUGGACUGGUACCCAUUUAUACUUCAAGGUAGUGCAAGGCAUUGUGAAGUGAAGUUAAAAUGAAGUGUUCUUGGCUAAGAAGACAACACAAUAACAUACUUUGUACUUGACCUACCCCAUGAUAUGCCAUCCAGCAUGCUAUCACUUAACAUUUACUUUGCGUUUCCCAUCUUGUUAAAUUCACUGUGAAAAGUUUUGUUUUCAAACAGAGCCCUCAAGCAGUGCCAUUAAAUUUAACAGCACAAAAGAGACAAAUGCAACUGAGAAGGAAGCUGUGUUGAGAUUUCUUGUUGCAUUGACGGGAACAGGGCAUUAUGGACCAACAUCAGUGCUGGGUUAUCAGGAUGAUGUCUGGGCCAGAGGACUUAAUCAGGUGAAGAAGCCAUAAAAUUGAUUUGAAGAUUAACCCUUUAACCCUCUAAGAGUGACAAACCUCUAUUUUCUCCUUACAAUGUCACCCCUGAAUCAAACAUUAAGAUCUCAAGAAUAUAGGAAAUGAUCACCAACUAAGGAAGCUCCUGAUUGUUAAACAAAUUCUCCUUGUCAGCACCUUGGGAGAUGUAUUGAUAAAAGUGUGGAGAAAAUGAUAUUUUAAGGGUGGAAAGGGGGGGGGGACUCAGGAGGGAUAGGGGAGAGGGGAGGGGGAGGUGAGAAAAUCAUAGUGGAAGAGCAUCACAGUGCUGAGUCCUAAGGUCUGAGGUCUGAUUACUAUCAGGAAAUCUGCAUUUUUUCUCUUCUCUGUGUUUGUGACAAGGCUAAAAUACCUUUUUAAUUUUGUUAUCAAGCUUAAAAUUUGCCACAUUUCUCUUUCUUUCCAUCGACUCACAUAACACUUUUGACAUUGCUGGUCCCAAUGAUGUGGGAAGGGCAGGUAACAUGCGAACUUGAUUCAUAGCCUAGUUCAUCAUGGAGUCUCUGACUGGCUAAGUGAUAGAGCAUUGGUGUGCUGCAUGCAGCUAUCUGAGAUUUGAUUCUCCAACAUGUAAACUGAGAAUCUUUUUUCUGUCUCAUGCUCAUGACAAGGUAACAAAAAACAUAGGUAUUUGUUUAAAUAAUUAUUAGUUUGUGCUUUUUAGAUCCAAAAGACUUCUCUUCCUGAGGGACCUCUUCUUGUUACAGACAGUCAGCUUCUGAGACAACAAGGAUUAGAAUUUGAUCACUACGUCCAUUACUCAAGGUCUGUGGCAGUGCAGUAAACUUUACUUUUUAUGCAGUGACUGAUAAAAACAUUAGUUUUGGUUCUGGUUGGCAUAGCCUGUACAUAUUUUUGGACAAUUUGAAUAUCUAGAGAAACUGUAUAUGGUGUAAAAACCACUCUCCAAGCUCUGCCUGUUUUGGUCACCAUUGUGAGAAGAAAAGGACUUUGGUGUCUUCAUCUUAACCAUUAAACUCUCAGAACUGAUAGUCAUGUAACUUCUCCCUAUAAUAUCCAUAUGUAUUAUCCUGCAAACAGGUAAUGAGAAAACUCCAACUUAUCAGGUAGAAAUUGUUAUCUUGAUCUUACACUAAAUUCUCAUAACUAAUUUACAAGAAAAUGUGUAACAGUAAUAAAGAGAACUUGGGAGUUAAAGGGUUAACAAGCUGUGCAAUUUAAUGCAUAGAUUCCACAUUGUCAUGCAUCCUUCAAUAAUAGAUCACAGAUGAUAACUAAAUUUGGUAAAGACAAAAAAUGUGGCUCACGAGGUGCAGAGUGUGUCACUGAUGUUCUGGCCACAUUGUGAUGUCUUCAGUAAUUGAUUACAUCACAGACCCACAGCAACAUGGAAUCUAUUUGUUUCAUAUGAUUGCAAAAAGCAAAAUGUUUUUAAUGGUGAUAUCAUCUAUAGAUGCAUCUUUCCUCAAAAAGAUCAUAAGUAAGAACCAUUUAAAAUGUGUGUAAUUGAGCUGGUGAUGUAGACAAAGAAAAUUUAAAAUGGUGAUAGGACUGAGUAGAGUCCAUUUUAGUCUGUAAUCAUACGAGUGAUAUACAUUUAAUUGGAUGACCAGCAGUCUGAUUUGUUAAUCACAAAUAUGAUUGCAGGCAGAAUUGAAAGACGUAAAGUCCUGUUACCAAUUGAUCAAAACUAUGACAAUAUUUGAGAAAGAAACUAAACAUUAGUUAUAGGUUUUCAUAAACAAAACAACAAAAGAAAACAACAGUUAACUCAGGGAAAUGCAAGACAACAGUGCGCACACAUGACACAUUCUGUACACUUGAGUUGAACUUGUGGCAACCGAGAACAAAUCCAGUGAGUGGCAGGGCAGAGCACUUGAACCCAGGACCACCAAAUUACGAGUCCAGCACCCUAAAUCCUCAGCCACACUGCCUCCUUUUGAAGUGAAGUGUUGUCAGAGACAGCAAACACAUUCAAUCAUUUUGGAAAGUGACGAAAAAGAAUAACAUUUUUCAAUUGAUGUUUUCCUCUGCACCUCUGUUUUGCCAGCUUAAAGUCCCUAAUAUCUAAAUAACAGUAGGUUUUAUUUUAUCUUUGAUGUUAAACAGGGAGUUGUUUGAAUGUCCUCCGGUCCUCUCAGUUCCAGGAACUGAUGGAUCAACAGGCAAACGGCAUGCUGAACUGCAGGUGAGUAUAGUUUAUUGUUGAGUAUCGUUUAUUGUUUACAAAAUUAAUACAAUCGAUUUUGAAAAAGGUUGCCUACAGAGUAGAAUUCAAACCACAGGUUGUUGAGGAAGUACAAAAAGCUGUAACUGCAAUUAUCGAUGGUAUCUUUAUUUAUUUAUAUAUUUUCUUUCUAGAUCUUUGAGGAAAUGCCAGGGACAUUUCCUGGAAAAGCACUCUUCUUGCCUUGUCAGGUAAGAUGCUUGUGGUUUUUAAACACUGUACUUACAGAAUUUUUUUAUAUAUAGAAAAAAAAAUCCAUAUUGAAACAUAAGAAUAAACUAUGUUACUGGAUAACAAAACUUCAAGAGGGUUAAUUGUCACCUUUCAGCCCAUUUUCUCUCGUCUCAAAUGUGCUGUUUCACUAAACCCUGUAAACUCUGAGAGUGACUAACAUAUACAUUUAAUUUUUCUUCACAAUAUUACCCCAAAAUCAAACAUAACUGUCACAAAAAUACAUGUAUGAUUUCAAACUUAGGAAGCUCCUGGUUGUCAAAUUCUCCUUGUCAGUACCAAAGGGAAUUUCUGAAGAUUGGUAUGGAGAAUAUACAUACUGAUGUAAAGGGUGUAAGGGGUUGAAAGGAAAGUAAGUGCUUGCCUUAUCCAAGGGUCCCUACUGUCCAGCCAGCACCCCCCUCCUUCCUCCACUCCCCCUCUAGAUAAAACUGCACCCAUAUUGAUGGGAAAAAUAGUGCAUUUCAUCUGAAGUUUUAUGUUAUUAUUUAGGGUAUGGUAGCUCAUUACUUUUAAUCUUCUCUUUUUAAUCAUUUUUUCAGGAUGGCAAUGAAGACCUGUAUGAAAAGAAUGAGCGUUCUUCAUUAUUUAGUGCACUUGUUCACAGCCACACUGAUGACCUGCAUGUGAAGCUGGAUUUACCUGACAUUCCUAGCAGUUCCAGGUAAACUGACAAAUUAUUGUGAACUCCCAAGAAUGCAGGAUGAAGGUAUGAAGGUAUGGGGGACGUAGGGGGAAGGGGGGGGUUUUGAGGAUAGUGCAUGGUGGGGUGAGGGGUGGGGGGCAUUCUUACUACUACCCUUUAUUGGGUCCAUUCUAAAAUGAUAUCUAUGACUGAGAUAUUUUGAAUUUGUUUUUGUACAGGACUCUUCAUUCCUUAGCCCUGGAACAGAGAGAGGUUAGUUUAUUGCUUAAAAAGUUGCAACAUUACUAAACAUGUAAUUUCUGUAGAAUUUUAAGCAGAUUCAAAAAUUGUAAUCCGCUAGUUGUCAAAAUUCAACCAAAUCAACCCUAUUGCGGUCUGAAAUUAACUUUGAGUAUUGUUUACUAACUGUCAAAUGGAAAAAUCUGGUGACUAGAGGUUUUGAUGUAUUAGCAAGUUUUGAUUUGUAUGAUUUUUACUUCAUAGUCAAAUACAAAAAUGAUAGUUCUAAUGCGGUUUCUUUAACAAAAAUUUAUUUUGGGGUCAAGUAGUCUACCUCACUUUCCUUUUUAAACUUAGCCUAUUUUCACUGGAGGAUGAAAACCUCAGCAAGACAAACUUAGGUAUAUGUAGGAUGAGAAUCCUCCUUGAAACCAAGCCUGAAUUUUUUCAAAAAUGAACUUUUUGAGCUUUGGGUUAGAGAACUGGAAAGAGACCUAGUAAAUCAACUGCUGCUGGUGAAGCCCAACAUUCUUUUUGCCAACAAUAUAUUUUCAGUCACAUAGGCAACCCAGUGGUUGUAGUUCUGGAUCCUGACUACUUGUCACCCCAAAGGUGAUGCAUCCCUGUAAAAAAAAAAAAAAAAAAAAAAAAUCUAUUAAAUACCUCCUACAAACCAAGUUCAAGGGCCAUACUGUAAGCUAUAGACCAAGUUUUUUCUGUUUUAUGGCUCAAAGGUGAAUCAUGCAGGCCAUAAAUUGUAACUGAAAAAAGCAAGUUUCUGUAACUUUAGGUAUGGACUCAGAAAACAAGGUUAGUAGGAUAUUUAUUAUCUCUUCGGAUUCAAAUAGAAAGGGAAAUACAGACCGAGAGAUAUAACAAUGACAAUUUUAUUUCUUCUAUUUAGAGUGCAGAUGAUGAAGGGUUUGAGUCUUUAGAGACAAGCUCUGAAUCUUCUCACACCUCAGAGCAAUCCACUCAAGAAAAUACUGAUGUCUGGUCUGCAGCUUUGACAUUGCCACCGCAAAAGUUUUAUACCUGGGAAAUGGAAGGAAAGUAAGUUUUUCCUCAGUCUUCUCUCUAUUAUAACCUCUUAUGCCUGACUGUGAAGUUCAAUAUUCAUUCUGCAAAUGCAUGUGAACCAUUUAUGCCAUAAAAUCAGUAUGUGUAUUCUCCAAACUGUUCUUUAAUCAUUUCCUAAGAUACUGACAUGGAGAAUUUGUGGAACAAUCAAGAGCUUCUGUAGUGGGUGAUUAGUUUCUUUAUUCUCCUGACCUUAAUUUGUUAUUCAGGGGUGAUAUGUUAAGGAGAAAUUAGAUGCCAGUCACUCUUAGGGAUUAAAGGGUUAACCCUAUAACUCCCAGAAGCGAUAGACAUGCACACUGUGACUCAAACUUACUCAAACUUGGUUAUACAAGUUGUUUUCUUGAUCUACCACCAAAUUUGUGUGAUUUAUAUGGAAAUAUGCAGCUGCUAGAGGAGAGAAUUAACAGUCAGAUCUUGGGAGAGAAAGGGUUGAAUGCAUGUUAGCAGCAAUCAUUCUCAAAGUUCCUCUUUUUAUAAUGCUUUUGUUUUCCAUUUGACUCUAAAUUUGGCUAAUUGUGGGAACACUUAUCUGCAUGCCGGGGUACAGAGCUGCUUGUAUCUCUAGAAGUCAAGGGGUUAGAAAUUCAAACAGUGGCAGAAUUACUGUGUUCCAUUCUUGGGUGGGGUGCUCCUUGAGUGUGACUGGCUUCUAAUUUCACCUAACAGUAUCAACCUUGAAUCAAAUGUGAAUGUCAUGAGAAUCAUGGAAAUGAUCACCAAUUUAAGAAGCUUAUGAUUGUCCAACAAAUAACCUUAUCAUUUCCACAGGAAAAGCAAAGAGAUGAAGAAGGAAAAUACAAAAACUAUUGUUAGGCUGUAAAAGCGUAUCAGUUAUCCUAUCCACUCCUGAGAGUGACUAAUGAGUAAAUUCUCCUCACAGUAACAAUUCAUAGUUAGCCGAGAAGUUGAUGAGAAGAAAGGAAAUGAUCAUGAAGGGGAUAUCAAUUGAUUUAACCCUUUACACCUCAGCAUCAGUAUGCAUAUUCUCCAUACUGUUCUCUAUACAUUUCCCAAUGUGCUGGCAAGGAGAAUUUGUUUAACAAUCAUGAGGUUCUUCAGUGAAUUAUUAUUUCCUUUCUCCUCAUGACCUUAAUGUUUGAUUCAUGGGCGAUGUUGAAAUAAGAAAUUAGAUGCUGGUCACUCUUAGGGAUUAAAGUGUUAAUGAAAAAUUCUUAGAGCUCCAGUUAUAAGAAAUGUAAAGAAGGCAGAGAUGAAAAUUACUAUUGAGAUCUUGGGACUGAAAGGGCUAAUUCUACAGAGAUCUGGAAGAGAUGCAAGUAGUGUUAGAAUUUACAUUUUUUUUUCUCAUUUUGUUUUUCAGACGGGAACUUUUAAAUGAAAAACCUUACCUUACAGAAGCUGGUGCUUCUGUGUUUGAUUCACUGUAUGAUACAGUUAUUCGUCAAGUCUCCUACAUUGUGAAGUCUCCAACUUUAAGCCCCAAUAUGGUUCCCUUACAAGCCCUGAUCAAGGAUUCCAUUAAUGUACUUAUUGGAGUUCCUUCUAGAACAUUUCAUCUUGAUAAGGUACAAUAUUUGACUCGUAAAAUAAAACAACUGUAAUUAAUUUUAGUGAUUGUGGUGUGGAUGUCAUUGUUUACUACUCACAACCUGUAUGAAAGUAAGUGAGGAUUAUUUUAGGAAAGAUGAUUCAGCUUUUUGUGUUCAGAUAUGUUGAAAUGUAAUUAUUAUAGUUAGAGUCAUUUCUUUGAUGUCUAAAACUUCCUUGAACACAAGGAAAUCCAGGUCUCUCUCACUUUACCGGCCUUUGCAAAGAACGGCGGUAAAUGACAAACUGGAUUAUUUUUGGCUAAAUUUUUCAAGAUGCCUAAACUCAGAUGCAACUAUGUGGAACAAAGAGUGCCUCUAAAUGACAAAUUGAAUGAUUUUUAGCUAAAUUUUUCAAGAUGCCUAAAUUCAGAUGCAACUAUGUGAAAUGCAAAAAAUGUUGUAAUUUGUUUAUUUCUUGUUUGACAGGCUAUACAGUCCUUUAUUGUCAGUGAUCAGGUCCGUCUUUCUGGGACUUCACCUGAGAUGCUGCGCAACGUCUUAGCACGGCUGGCAGCGAUGGGAACAGAUUACAUCCAGCUUAACAAGUUUGCAACACAUCACCGUGGCCACUCAGCCGGUUUGGUUUUGCAGGCUUUCCUUGGAGCUCUUCAAAAUUAUUUACAAUGCUACAGAGCAACAGUGUUAUCUGUAGAUGGUUUGUAUGGAAUUGCUAUGCCUUAAAUUAUCAAUUACAAACUACAGUUGAACUUGUAUUAAGCGGUCAACUAUGGAGAAUGACAGAGUGAUUAUUUAUUACAGGUUGACCGCUAAAUACGAUCCAACAGAUUAGGAGUAUUACUGAAAACGUUAAACAACGCAAAUUUGUGUCAUAAUUGACGCUAAAUGUACAGAAUCUUGACCAAAAAAACUACUUACUUUGAUUUUGGGAGAAAAACAUGGAUUAAAAAUUAUGUGAAAGAUUAUUCUUUGUAUUGCUUGAGUGGUCCUGCUUUCAGUGACCGCUCAAUACAGGCGGGGAACAACGAAACUUAGUAAAGGGUGACCAUUACUGCAUAAUAAAGGUGACCACUUAAUAGAGGUGAAAAUUACAGUGUGUGAGUGGAAACAAAUUCAUGAAUUCGACAACUAACGGCUUAAUACUUAGAGACGGCUUAAUACAUUGCUACUUAAUGCAGGUCUGACUGUAUUUAUUAAUAUGGGUAUGAAACAAAAAAAAUUAACUGACUGGGUAUGAAUGGUCAUAGCUGGGUGCAAAUGGGCUGAGUAAGAAACAUCUGUGGGUGCAAAACGACUGGUAAGCAAGAGAGGCUCCUGCCCCUUUUUUUCAACCUAACAAGGUGAAGAUGUUGUUUUGUCUUUGUCAUGUUGCGACAGUUUUACUUACUCAAAAGCAUAGAUAACGUUUUGGAAAAAUACCAAACAGUGAACCAAGAACACUUUCAAAAUGAGAUUAUCAGUGAGCUGCUUCUGGAAGUAGACUUCCUACUUCUGAAUGAUUUAACGGUCAAGAUGGCUUUUAGGAAUAUUGUUUUUAAUUGAUUUUACAGUUUCCUCCGUGCAAAGUCCCAUGAUGCUGUCAUUUGCAUUUGAAAAUCUAGGAAGGCAGCUAAGGUAAAUAAACUUAAGGUAGAAAAAGAUAACAAAAAUGAAAUAUUUAAUUGCUGAAAAUGGCUCAGAUAGAUCUUAUGGAGAACUUUGGAACCAGGAAAAUAAAUUUCGUACAUCGUGAGACAAACGAAAAACUUAGCUUUUAUAGGAAAAUAAAUGCUUGGUCUAACAAGCUGACACCUCCAAUGAGCAAAUAUUAACUGCUUCCUUCAUGUUUCGCUCUGUUUCGCUUGUGUUUCCCAUCUACUCCAGAUUUGAUAAAUAGCAUGACAAAGUUUCAAUAAGAGAAUUCUAAGUGAUUGAGCAACAGUUGUUGUUUUUUGUUCUUUCAUCCCUCUAAUUAAUUUUUGUGUUGAGCAACCUUGCUUUUACAUAGGAUGACUCUCAUUACGGAGUGCAGAAAAUGCAUUUAUGGAGACUACACUUUUUAUGAAAAUAGGAAUGCCUCAUGCCCCCCCUAGUAGCUUGCUCUCAUUCCUGUCUAGUCCUGAACAGUCUUGAACCUUUGUUAUGUGUUCUGAUUCAUUUUUAAAAUCCUGUCCCAUGGAGAGAAUUUGUUUCUCUUGAGUAGUAUGCGUCCUGAGCGAUGGGAUCUUAAAUAGUUAAAUAUGCGGUUCUCUGUCUUUUGUUGCAUGUUGCAGGUUUCUUGCCGAUGUCUGCAUGUGUUCGGAAGCUUUCAAGAAAGCUCCAGAAGAUCCUAAACCAAAAUUCCCCACGGUAAGUUAAUCAAUUUUGAAAACGUUUGCGCUUUAGCUAAUAAAGGAACUUUUAGGUAGACAUAACUGAGUUGUAGCAGUUCCAUUUGUAAAGAAAGAUGUUUUUCGUCUAGUUACGAGCGUGGGACAAAGGCAAAAUUUUGAGUUCCCAUGAGGAAUUUAACCUCAGACCUUCAGAUUCCGCGCUCUGAUGCUCGACCACUGAGCCACAGAGACUUUACGGCGAGCGAGGUCUAUUACGAAGUUCAUAUAUGACACGCGUCCUGCAUACUGCUAGGAUCAGCGAUGUCGGUAGCGUCAUGUUUGUAAAUAGAAUAAGAAAGAUGGGAAAAAUGAGAAAAAAGAGAAAUAUGUUCUUCGUUUUGUCACGAGCGUGGGACAAAGAGUUUUUUUUACAUUCUUUUUAAAGGUAUGGUACCAUUCUUGACGGCAGUUACCCUGCCCAUGUUUUGUUUCUGCUGCUUACUCCAGCCGUCUUUUUUUCAAUCCAGGGCGUGAAAUUGCGCCUAAUACAGGCGCCAAUGCGACUAAAUUUUUCACUUUGGCGACCAAAUCCUGAAAGUUAGUCGCCAAAUUGGCGACUAGAACGUUUCAUCAUAACCUUACCAAGAGAUAUCGUGAAUUAAAAAGAUUUGCAAAGAUAAAUCCGCGGCAAACUUCCUUAUUAAGUUUGUUUCUAAAACGUAGCACGUACUUCUCGAUCGACAACUAGACGCCAUCUUGGAUUUAGAUGAGCCUGAAGGUUGUAUAUCAUCCAUCCUAGUGUCCGCUUUGUAGCACGUUAAAGAUCUUUUCCCUAACUUAAUUUUGGAGGGUCUAUCUAGAACGCUGACAGCAUAAAGAAAGAUUUUGUUUUUCUUUGAAAAUGGCGACCAACUUUUUUUGAAUUGGCUACCACUUUGAAGAAUUUAGGAGCCAAGUGGCUAUCAGAAAAAAAAGUUAAUUUCACGCCCUGCAAUCUAUUUAAAACUAAGUUAAAAUGUAGUUACUUACAGCUGAUUAUAUUUUGAUCUAAAUUUCACUUACGCUCAUUUUUGUAUUGAUCCAAUCCUCAGGGUGUCAGACUCUUAACAUACUUAUACCAGCUUUGCUUAGAGCACUCUAGUUCUCAGUCCUACUCCAUCCUGCUGUCUCUUCUCAAACACAGUGUGCAGCCAUACAUCAUGUAAGUUGUUAAACCUUUCACAGCCAAUAAUUAUUGGUAUGCAGUUUCUCCUAACGUUUUUGAUACAUAUUAAAACCAACAGGUUUGGAGAGGGAGAAUGUUAUCAGCUUUGUCCUGAGAUCGUGAUCUAACAUCAUAUUCUCUUCAUUAUUUAGCAAAGAAUUGUGGGAUAUGGGCCUAAGAGCGAAAGGGUUUCUUGGGCUCACUGUGCCGCAAGCUGGUUUUGUAGGAAAAAGAGUAUUUGGGGUUACUGUGUCACUCAGAAGUUCAGUGUUCGGGGACUGUUGUCUGUUCGGGGACUGUUGUCUUGUUUGUCUUGAUGUGAGAGAUAGUUUAGAUGAAACAGGAUUUCUAGGUCAAUUUUUUGCUGAUUUAGAAAAGCAAGAAAAAGCUCAUGGAGGAACUGGAUAUCCUGUCAUUUUGUGAUUUCAAGUAAAGCGCUUUUCGAUUGAGAGUCGUUAAACCCAAACCGAAAUAAUCCCAAAAAUGCCUUUAAAAGCCAUGAAGACUCUGAGUUAAAACAACCAAACUGCUUAAAGCGCGGGGAAACGCGGGUGCCCAAUUUGUAUUGGUUAUAGUUUGAAUCUGAUUGGUUUAGAGAGUAACGCAAGUUUUCUAGGCCAAUCACAGAGCGAAGUAAAGCAAAACCAAUGCAAUCCCGUAUAACUUUCGACACUCUAUUGAAAAAUUUUCUAACACAAGGAAGGUUAUGAAACUCAUAAUUUUGACUAGUGGAGAUUUCAAAUGAAGGAAGAGUGCUCACUGGUAACCUUUAAAAGUGCGGAAAUAGAAUCCUGAAAAUUUCGCAGAUAGAUGCGGGGCAAAUUUUUCAGGUCUCUUUGUCGAAUUUCAGUUCUAAAUGACCAUCAAGUGAUUAUAAAGCUAUUCUCCGAUUCUGGAGACAAGGAAACAACAGAUCAAUUUUGUGUUGUGCUUUUUAAUUCUUGUAUUCGUCCAUCCUUUUAGAUUCAUUCAAACAUGGGUUUUUAAGGGGAUUUGCAAUGAUAUGUUUGGCGAGUUCAUGAUUGAAAUGGAUGAACAAUACUUAGCCUACAGAGGUGAGAGUAUUUUAUUCUGUUCAAGGUAGAUCUUUCUUCGCUCCUUCGCUCCUUCGCUCCUUCGUUCCUUCGUUCCCUUCGUUCCUCCGUUCCUUCGUUCCUUCGUUCCUACGCUCCUUCGUUCUUUCGUUCCUUCGUUCCUUCGUUCCUUCGUUCCUUCGUUCCUUCGUUCCUUCGUUCCUUCGUUCCUUCGUUCCUUCGUUCCUUCGUUCCUUCGUUCCUUCGUUCCUUCGUUCCUUCGUUCCUUCGUUCCUUCGUUCCUUCGUUCCUUCGUUCCUUCGUUCCUUCGUUCCUUCGUUCCUUCGUUCCUUCGUUCCUUCGUUCCUUCGUUCCUUCGUUCCUUCGUUCCUUCGUUCCUUCCUUCCUUCCUUCCUUCCUUCCUUCGUUCCUUCCUUCCUUCGUUCCUUCGUUCCUUCGUUCCUUCGUUCCUUCGUUCCUUCGUUCCUUCGUUCCUUCGUUCCUUCGUUCCUUCGUUCCCUGGUUCCUUCGUUUUUUUGUAACUUCGUGCCUUCGUGCCUUCGUGCCUUCAUUCCUUUCUUGCAUGUGCUCGUUCUUUUCUUGAUGUAUGGAUUCUCUCCGCGCGUCAUUAAUUUUCCUCGACAAUGCAAAAUCUUGGGAUUCUUGAUUCACUUCCGGUUUUCAAACUCAAGUUAUUUCAUUCACUUUAUUUCCUCAGAUAAACACUUUUGGACGCAAGGAUUUAUAAUGGUCGGUCGUGACAAACUUGACUGCGUGCCUCUGUUUCUGGGUGAACUUGCAGAUGACAUUUUUGUUUGUGGAAAAACAAUUAAUUUGUUAAAACUUUGCUGCCCAGGGGUGAGUGUCGUCUUAAGUUCUUCAUUUUACAACGUAUUCCUAAGAUGUAUAUUCUUCAUACUGUUCUCCAAACAUUUCCUAAGAUGCUGACAAGGAGAAUUUGUGUAACAAUCGAGAGAUUCUCUAGUUGGUGAUCAUUGCCUUUAUUCUCGUGACCUUUAUGUGAUAUUGAGGCGUUAUAUUGUAAGGAGAAUUUAAAUGUACGUCGCUAGUGGGGUCCAAUGGGUUAAACGUCGGGACGCGGUUAAGGAUAUUUGAGAUACUUUUUUUUGAUAAGAUGUUUUUUCAUGUCAUUAAUGGUAUGUCGUUUUUUUCCUUUUUUUUUUUUUUUUUUUUUCAGCACUAUUUAUGUGAUCCAGGAAUUCCCCUUCCUAAAAUGGGGGUGACAUUUUCAAUGCAACGACUUAGUAGAAUAGAGGCGGAAUGCCAACACUACAUGAGUGAGAUACAAAGAAUGCAUCGGCAACUUCAAGAGCAACGAGAAAAUGAGGUAAACAGUAGAAAUGGUCAUAGUUUUUUUUUGGCACCUGGAUUUGGUGCAAGUGCGCGUCAAGGACGCACUUAUUGGCUGAAAAUACAAAAAAAUGUAAAACGGCACAAAGAACACGUUUUUGUUCACAUAUGGUUUGGGUGUCAGUCUAUUUCACUACUGAUUUAAUUCAAACCGGAGUAGAUCUGCGAAGAACUAUUUUCAGAAUGAAAGUAGCUUUUGUUAUUUUCGUUAAGUUCUUUGACGCCUUCUUUAAAACCUUAAAACGUGGAAGUAUUGGAAUCCCUUACCACAACACUGUGCAGCGCAAUAGGUCAUGGAACGAAAUAUUAGAUGGUUUUCCCCCAAUUUCAAACAAUACUAAGCGUGGAUCCUUCUACUUUUUUCUGGGAUUCUUAAACAUAGGUUGAAGGAGUCGUAGGAACUCCCAGAGUAAAAUUUUGAGGGAGAACCUUAAUUCUCCCUGCCCCACCCCCUCCCCCCCCCCCCAAAAAAAAGUAAAGAAGUAUUUUGUAAGCGAUGAAGUCAUUUAUAAUAGUCUAAUUUCGAAAUGGUUCUCUCAUUUUAUCAGAGGAAAGUCAUUGAGGACGAAAGAGAACGUGAAAUUGUUGAAGAACGUGAAAGGGCUGCAAAAGCCUUAGCGGAGAUAACAGGUUGGUUUUUAUAAAGCUAGAUUUGUUCUGUACUGCGACACGAGCGUUUCUAAGCCCGUGAGAAAGUCUGAGUCUUUGGGUAAAGAGGGCUGGCGAGAAUUCGGCGAGGUGUCUGGCAUUAAUCUUUAUUAGUGCCAGACCUUCGGUAAACCUCUCGGUGACUCGUCUCUAAUCUUCCCGCGGGUGGAGAAAUGCGCAUGCAGCAAAGCUUAUAAGGGCAUCCUCCAGGCGGCCUCCCUUGAGAGGAGCUGAUGGCUAUCAACGCUUUUUUCUCAAUAGAGCUUAUUCAAAAGGCUAAAGAAGCAGUCGAGCAGAAGAAGCGAGAAGACUUAAAGAUGUUAAAAGAACAAAUGGAAGAGGCGUUUAAGGUUUGUUGACUCCGAUCAAAUUUAAAGUUUUCUUCAGGAAAUCGAGUCAAUCUUGCUUGUAAUGAUAAUUAUAAGAAGUCCUUUACUGAACACGUCUAGUGUAGGAGAACAAAUAGCCUGGGAAGAGUUUCUAGAGCUUUUAGCAAAUUUUGGAAAUCUUCCGCGAAAAUACAGACUUCUCCCUGAUCUGAUUGGUGUGGCGCCAUGAAAGACAUAACUAAGGGGGUGGGUGGGGUGAUCCCUUUAGUUGUUAAGGUGCAGAUCCCCUUCAUCUCUUGAAUUCCUUUCGUGCCAGACCCCUCGCAGACCUUGCACGCUCACAUCGCUUGCCUGCUUGAAUCUCGCGGGCCAGAGUUUCGUGCCUAUUGGCUCAUCUGCCGUCGAUUACUCAUACUACUUUUUAUGCUAAAUCUGCACCCUCACUAAGUUAAGGUUACUAAACCAAACGGAGCACAGGCAGUAACUUUCCAAAAUUUUGUUGCCUCUAACAGCAUAAGGCCUUGGCGAGAGAAGAGGAGAGGGAGGAGGACAUUAAACGUUUAAAAGCAGCGAAAGACAAGGAGGUCACUACUGCAACAGUUGAAGAAGAGAUGAAGAACAAAGCAAGGUAUUGAGGGCUCCAUAUCUUUUCUGUUUUCCAAAGUGUCCUCGCGGAGUAGUGUUUCUGUCGUGUCGAUUUGGAGCUAAGUGGUCGUCACUGUGAGCUCUUGUAGUGCGUGGAGUGUGCUACAGCCAGUUGGAUUACAGGCGCUUUUUCUUAGCCUAUUAGAAAACAUAGUUUUGGUUUGAGUCACGUGAUUUUCCCGCGCGUGGCACCAUUCGUACUCUAUUUCUCGCCCUUGGUAUGAUCGUGGCGGUUGAUAAGAUUUCCGUGUUUGCAACUAGUUCCUUUGGUGUCAAGAUGCAAAUUGCACGAAGUCGGUUUCCUUAAGAGCUCACUAGAGUGGAGGUGAAUUCUCUGAGUUCCUACAAAAUUCGAAUUUUUAAAUUUCUUUCGCAGGGAAGAGCUCAUCAAGUACUAUGAGGAACUCAGCCGUGAGGUGGAGUACCGAGAGUUUCGUGCCCAAUGGCACAUCCGCCGUUGGUUACUCGACCCUGCUAGAGCCCAGUUCUUUGUGCAGGAGCAGGCUCGGUUAGACAGCUUACAGGAGCAGAUGACACAAGCGUCUGGUACCCAGACUUCUGGUGAAAUAACGGAUGAAAGCGACGAACGGCGUGAGAAACGACUCGAAGAAAAGUCUGUUUCCAAGGAAGAAAGAGCUUCCACUCCAAUUUCGGCUCCGAGUCCAAGCCUUGUGUCACUUAUAGCCAGUGGCGUAAAAACAGAUGCCUUGGUUAGAGCAGGGCACACGAACUUAGGCGAAAGCACGCAGUUCGAUAGGGAGGCUGGAUCGCACUCGGAGGAAUCUGCUUCGGAAAACAGAGUCAGAAGGACUUGGGACAGCCCUGCCGAGAGUGUUGCCGAGCUUGGGAAGAUGACUGAAGCAGGUUCGGGCAGAAAGACUUGGGAAGCCCCACCCGAUGGUGAGGUGAAGAUAGCAUCUUCUCUUCCCAAGAGCCAUCCCUCCGAUUCCUCCAUACAGUUUGCCAUGUAUAGCGACAAACGUAAGACUAACGAAGAAAGCGAGACGCCAGAUUAUGGUUUACACGAUCGCAAUUUAAAAACCAGCACUCCUCACGUUGGUGAUUCAUCUUUGCAAAACGUUUUGUAUCCCAAUACUCCCUCAAACUCGACAUUAGGCCUGGAUGCUGAGUCUGUGACCAUGGUAACCCGGCCUUCAGCUGUGAACGUGCGUGGCCUUGUUUCUAGUCAUCCCUCAGAUUCUUCAGCCCAAGACGUUCUAUACGGCAGCGCAAUGGGAGCGGCGUCUGAGGUUCGAACGCCGUCUGCACAAGGACAUCCAUCCGAUUCCACUGCCCAGUACCUUCUAAACACUAGCGGUACCCAGGAAGGAACCAUUUCUGAAGCUCGUUCUUCGGAACAUGGACACCCCAGUGACUCAUCUGUAAGCGGGUUGUUGUACCCCGAUACUCUGGACACACCCAAUUCACAGACCCAUUCUUACUCCCAACAUGGGCACCCCUCAGAUUCCCAGGUGACUUUUUCUCACGGGGACAGUACAGCCCAAGUUAUCCAGCGCAGUUCCAGACAAAAUUGGCAACACCCUUCCGACGCCUCAAUUCAGAAGCUUUUAGGAGACAUCGAUGUUUUGGGUGACAGCCAAAAUACGACCCGUGGUACCCCUCCCUCGAGCGUGGUUCAAGAUAUUCUCUAUCCUAAACCUGAUGGACAAUCAACACCUGCUCAGGAUAUCUUGUACCCAAGAGAGGGAGAGUCAGAACAAUCAAAUAGACCGGUGCACACUCGUGGAGCCCCUCCCCAAAGUGUUAUUCAGGACAUAUUGUAUCCAAGUGGGGAGGGGGCAGUAGGAGAGGGAACGAGGUUGUCGACGCGUGGCCAGGAGCCUGUUGGGAAGAUAAAGAAUAUUUUGUAUUACGUUAAAGAGAAAGAAGGUGAGUCAGAAACGAUCUUGUGACCAAUUUUUUGUUUCGUCUUUGAGGAAUAUCUCAGCUUUGUAAGGGAAAAUGUGAGAUGUAUUUCUAUCAAAGCUGUUAGAGUGGAAUUUUCUCACCCCUCUCUUUGACAUUUUCUUAUUUCUUAGCGAACGAUCCCGAAUUGUGUCAUUUACAUGUGUGUAGGUACACUGGUGAAAAUCUGAAAUCUGAUCUAAACAAUGUUUCCCCUUACAUGACUACCCUCUUGCAUGAAUACUUUCUUACAACCAGCUUGUUACUCCCACAAUCUUUAUCAAUUAUCGCGAGCUUUAGUCAAAGUCCUUCUGCGUUACUGAUUAUUUUUUAGGUUUAAUUAAGAAUUUGACCAUUUCAUGGUACAAUUUGAUACUGCUUACCGUUUCUGUCGCUUUGUGUGUGUUCUCUAAUGAUUUCAUUUUAGUCAACCAGAAACAUUCCGUACUUGUUUCGUGAACUUUGGAAGGUUUUGAAGGCAAAUGUUGAAAUCGUCGUUGCCGGCGCGCGAAAUUCGCAUAUAUCCAAGUGUGGGAGAUGUGAAGGGAAAAAAUGUGGCCUUUUUUCUGAGCCUACAUCAACUUUGUUUUGGUAGGGGAAACCUUACAGCCACAAUCAAGGCAGUUGGAGUUUGAGGAUGUUUGGCUAGCUUCUCAGGUGGAGCCUCUUCAGGACAACUUUGAUGUGUUGGGUAGGUCCAGCGACGAGAUUUCAGAAGGGAAAGUUUCAAAAGAAACUGUGGUGCCGUGUCGUUGGGGGGAGGGAAGGGGGGGUUAACAAAAUAUUUGGUUAUUGUGUUAAUUGGCCACCGUAAGAGAGGUUCUAAAGCCGACGUUUCGAGCGUUAGCCCUUUGUCAGAGCGAAAGGACGAUGGACGCUCGAAAAGUCAGCUUGAGAAGAAACUCUUUACGGUGGCCAAUUUACAUUAUCAACAGAGUUGAUAAAACAAAAUUGUUUCUUUAGAAACUUACCCCCUUUAUUCGUGUCUAGGAAAGUUGCUUCUUGUGAGUUCAUUUCUGUUUUAAUUUGAAAUCUUUAAUUUUUAGAUCAAAAGCCGUUAUCAAAUCUCCUGCGAGGCGCCAUGGGCACAUUUCCAGUAUCGCAAGGUACAGUAUUAAGCAUCGAACUGGAUUGUUCAGAUUUUGUCUUCGUCGUAUUUAGAAAGAUCUGGAUUAUGAGAUUAAGACAUUUCAAAGCAAGAGAUGCCUCUUCUUGGCUUGAGAGAUCGUUUUGAUACCUGCACUCCCAGGCACAUUCCUUGGGGAAUCCUUGGCCUAUCCUCUCCCUUUCAAUGUUGUUCUGCAAGUGGCACAGAAACAUUGGCAAUUGACGACAUUGGAAGGGAGAGAGGGGUGAAAAAAUGCCAUGGGAGUAGUUCUGGAUAAGUGUCCCAACUAAUUAUGUCUAGGAUUGUGGCUAUUCCCUAUCUGAACAAAUAAACAUACAAAUCUUUUUUAUUGCUCACUUAAGAGAUAUUGCAGUGAAAUGAGAAAAUCAUUCACACGCAAUUUUUAACCAAGGUGUCUUAUACAAGCUGCAAACAACAACACAAGGUAGUAAGUCAUGGUGUCUUAAAAGCGUAUAACGUUUUUGUUAGAGUAAAAGUUGAAAAUAAAAUUGAUAAAUCAACAGGAUAUCAGUACAUGAACAGGCCUCGUGUUCUAAAAGUGUUGUGUUUUCCUUUUCCCUACUUUUGUUUCCUUUUGCAGAUUUCAAUGAACGUUCUUUAGCUUAUUUUGCGAGACAGCACUUGUUUCUUAUCUUUUUCUUUGAACUUUUGCGCGGGAAAUUGAGGCCGGCCAGAAUUUAUCUCCUUGCGCAUGUCCUACGUUUGACCGCUGUGUUGAAGUAACAAUACACCUAGUUGCUUGAUGCUUCGGAAACCGCGAUAGGUUCCGGCACUAUUUGACCAUUACGCUGGUGAGACGUGAACCUCCUUCCUCCUUAUUAAUGGUAUCUCGAAUUUCUAGUGACUCAUAAAUCUAAACCUGAAAGUAUAAAAGUCAGGGAAUAUUUUUGUUCUGUUUGCAGGCUCAGAUGCUGAUGAGAAUGGCACGGAUGGAGCGCGUCUGAUGUCACUUCCGGUUUUACUUCAGCGAUCUGUCAUGGCGCCUCUUAUAACCCAGUAAGUUGUUCGUUAGUUUCUAUUUGUUACUUUCAAGACCCUGUUUCCAUGGAAAAGAUCUUCAUUGGGAUUGAUACUUUGUCAUUCUCUGAAAAGAAAUUUAAAAUCCCAGUGUAUUUAAUGAGCUGAAGUACGCGCGCAUUUCGAUUGCAUUUCAUGAUCUGUUGGAGGACCGACGCAUAGAUGGCGACUCCAUUAACAUUUACACCAUUUUGCUUCUUUUUGAUAUAUAACGAAUGGAUUCUGUUAUGCAUUAGGUCUGUUUAAUAAUAGAACACAGAAGACAGCAAAACCUGGCCUGAACUUCAGUGAGACGUUCGGCUGCGCCUUGUGUGCCACUUUUUUUUUAUCUUACCACACUUUGACGCUCGACAACGUGGAAUCUAUCAGUUAGAUUUGUCGUCGUAUCUCAUUUCUCCUGCUCUGUGUAUAACAACGUAUUUUCCUUUCUUACUUUCAAGGAUAUCCUUGGUAAAUUCUGCUAUCGUGGCGUAUUUUAUCCAAGACUUGCACAUCAACAGACACUUUGAUCUGUUCAAGAAGCUGCUGUUCAUGGAGGACGGUGAAUUUUCUCUCUCACUUUCCAACCAGCUGUUUGAAAAGGUACUUUUUUGUCCCCUUUUUCCAUUCGGGAAAGAAAUAAGCCUGGUCUCAUAAUCUUCCCUCUUCAAAUACUUCAUGAUUGGCGUUUUAGCUGGUCAUGCAAUCCUCAUCUCUAAGGCUGUGACAACCUCAGAGCUGCAAUUUAUUAUGCAAUGUUUUUUUUUUUUUGUAACAGCUUGCCUCAGGGGUGUCCCCACGGGAGAUGUGUUCUGCCACAGUGAUGAACUCCAUUGUAGGGAAGGCCCUUCAAGUCUCCAUUUACUCUGAUACCACGGAGCAUGCGCAGAACCUCGCUUUUGCUCUUAAAAACAUGCCUGAGAUAUUUAAACCGAAUGGUAUGUCUAUUCCGUUCCAUUUAAGUGUUUUCAAUUCUUAACCAUUCCUGUUCUUUUAGAGUUAAGUUUAACCUUUUUAGUUUUUGUCCAGCCCUGCCAACUGUCACUUAAAGCAGGGUUCUCAAUAAAAGCAAGUUACUGUCGGUUUACCGCCGGCUGUAAGAUCGCGGACCACUUUAACGUGCGUGCAGGCUGUAGUAUUCGGUUACACCACCUGCAGCUGCUUAUGGAAAGAGUUAUUAAAACUACUGCUGUAAAGUUUCGUUCGGAUUUCGGAUUUAGAGCAAAUUUCCUCUGCUCGAAAAAUGCCUAAAUCGUCAUAAUGUUUCCUAUCUAAUGAUUUCAGAAUACAUAUAAAUAAAUAAUAUAAUGAAUGCAAGUUUCAUGUGAGUGGCCAAGGAAGACUGGAACUCCAACCGUACAAGGUGUGAUUGGUCCAAAAAGUUCGUGUCACCUUCGACCAAUCAAAUGCAAAACCAAAACCAACAGGAAUUUGCACCUUCUUUUUUCCCGCGCUCCAGGCAGUUGACGUGCUUUUUCUCUAACUUUUCACCGAAUCCUUGUGAUACUUCCUUUUGCCCUGAUUGGCUGAUAGAUUUCUAUGAAUUUGGUUCCAGGCUCUUGACCGAAAUACGCUCAGUACUUACAAUCUUAAUUUUUUUAUGUUCUUAUGUAAUAAUGUUUUAUCGGAUCUUUUUUAACUAGAAAUGGGGACCCUGGAUUUUCUAGAGUUGCGGUACAGAGUGAGUAGUCCAAGACAAAACAUCACCUUGCUGUUGUAAAUCUUGUUCAAGUUGUCCACUACAUUUUUUUUCUUCGUUUGUUUUCAUUUCAACUCAUCUCAUCUCAUCAGGUCGAUUGGCCCCUCAAUAUAGUCAUUACGGAAAAGUCUGUCGUGAAAUACAACAAGGUAAGAAAUCAUGUUUGGAUUUAUUUGAAAGAAAUAAAUUCUCUUAGGGCAAAGUAGUCCAAAGCUAAAUUUGACUGUUCUGACAGAACAGACCGUUUCCACGGAAACUACCAUAAUCCGUGUAUUUUUGGUAGCGAAAGCCGGCAAAUUCAAAAUGAAAAAGUUUGGUCUGAGUGUCAUAUGAUAAAAUACUUACUAAAUGAACUUGGAGUUGUUUUGAACAUAGGUGCGUGCUGUUAGAGGUGUCAAACUAAACCCUAAACUUUCUUUCAGGUAUUCUCUUUUAUGUUGCGGCUAAAACGUCUUUCGUGGGUCCUGCGGGAUAUUUGGUUUCAUUUGAAGCACGUUGGUAAGCUUAAAAAAAGUAAAUUUUCGAUUUUAAGUGGCAGACAGCUAGCGCCAGCUUUUGUUUUUCAAAGAGACGCUCGGGCAAAUGAAACACUUGUAAAGCAAUUUUUUAAAAUCAAACCACAAGUUGUGUGAAGGAGUUUCCGCUAAAAACCUAGCCUGAGCAUGCUCUCAUUAUUUGUAGUUCAAGUUAAAUUAUACGCAACGGAAAAUUUGUUUUCAGAUCAUGAUACUUUAAAAGGUCAAUGGGCAUUGUUAAAUUUUCUUGCUGACGACGAAUGUUCUUGUGUUACAGCCUACUCACGCAAUGUAGCCGGUUCGCCCCAACUUCGUCAGCUGCAGCUCUUCAGGUAAUUUAUAAGAACAUCUCUCAACCUUCUGUUGCAUGUUUCUAUGACGAAGUUUACCACUGAAAACGUUGUCGAAAACAACAGAUCUUUUUUUCGUGCGCUCUUCAGAGUGAAUGUAUUUUAUACCGUUUUGUAGUGUUCGUGAUGAAAGCGGAAUACAUAUUUCGUUUGAGUGGUGAUGUCCUGGUGUUUCUCUUGUUUGACCCGUUACAGCGCGCGCAAUCUAGCUGUGCGUGUCACCAAAGUCGCUCUGCUAUCUAUGAUGGUCCUUUACAGGCUCGCUCACUGCUGUUAAAUUCACUUCCACACUAUAACAGGACUGUCUGGGAACCUCGUGAAAGGGUAAUAAAGUGAAGUCUGCUCACUAGUCAAGUUACCCAUCCUGCCUACCUUACCUUGGUUCAAAUAGCAUGAAGCGAUAAGAAGUACCGCUAUUUCUCUUAGACUGAAUUAGUGUGUCGUUAAUUACAUCCUCUCUUCCUCUCUCUCUUGCCCGCCUUUUACUUUCCGGCGGGCAAGGAAACGCCCGCGCCGAAGCGAUUAGCUUGCUCACAAGCCAAUGACUUUCUCCAUGUUAGUUUUAGGCAUCCAGAGGUCGGCUGUUUUGGUAAAUUGAAGUGUUUCACAUUUUUUUACGAUGCUGUCAUCACGUCUUUGUUGUUUCUUUUUUCAGGCACGAAAUGCAACACUUUGUGCAUAAUCUUGAAGGAUACUUGUCAAAUCAAAUUCUAAACGUUACCUGGUCAGAGUUUCAAGAAGGUCUUCUAAAUGUAGGUGACUUGGGGAUGAUUUAGCUGCAUUACACUUUAUAAAAUAAGCUGAAUUAUAUGGGGGUUGUGAUUGGUAAAACGUUCGCCUUUUCACGGCCAUUCAUUAUAUUUUUUUCAGGAAAGAGAUUGCAUAGUUUAGAACGUGUACCAAACGUUAGUUUGGUAAACGUUUGAAAGGGCAAAAAGCGGUCUUCUUUUGCCAAAAAGAAAAUUCAGCUUUGUCGGUGCACACAUGCCUAAUCAACCAUACAAUUAGAAGGAAUAAGUCUAAAAUUAGCACCACUAAUCGACGUUACCACCAGCGCCUUUGUUGGGAAGCCUGGCAUAUCAACUCCGCCCACGCUCCUUCAAAUCGUGACGAUGGCGACUUACUACCUGACCCUAUUUACACCUCGUCAGAAAAAAAGAACAGCUAAUUAGUGAGCAUAUAAAAGGACCUCUUGUUGCAACGAUUAGAUCACCCCUGAUGAGGGCAACAGACAAAAGUGUCGAAACGUUGGGUCUAUGAAUUGUAACUUCUCGGUUACAUUAAUUAAAUCGUGAAAUCAGAGUAGCAUUAGCUAUGUCUGAUUUUCCGCCUGGUUGCUUUGUGGACUUCAAUAUAACUAAUUCUUGAUUUUCUUUAUCCAGGUAAGAAGCUUGGACGACUUGCACAACCAACACACGGACUACCUCCGAAAAGCCAUUUUCCGUUCCCUGCUCAGUCGAAAGGCAGCGCCUGUGAUGACCAUCAUUAGUGACCUGGGCACGCUUAUACUCAAACUGCGCACGCAGCUUUUGGCGUCCCCAUGGCAACAAGACCCUGGUACAGGGCACGUGACUCAUCCUGCUUAUGACAUCAUGUGUAAUACUCAUAAAGUAUUCAAAGAAUACUCUACCUUUCUCUUCACAGGUGAGAUGUUUCGGAAAAAUGAUUUUUUUUGUUAGUGUUUCUUCGUAUACAGUAUCAUUGGCUCGUUGUUAUAGCUUCCAUGUCUCUGAUUGGACGUUGUGAUGGUUUCUGUGUUAGUUUCAUAACACGUAAGAGAAAAGCACACAGAUGAAUUUUUUUUUUCUUUUGGUCAUCUGCGAAUCAGCGGUGGGUUCUUACUGCUGCACAAAAAGGGUGCAUUCGGCGUGCUGUGCUCUCUGAAUAAAGGUGUUCUCCUUAUUUUAAGCAGAACAGGAAAAAUAAAUUUUCAAACUGAUAGAGCAAUCCUUUACCUGUUGAAUCUUCAAGAAUUCCAAGCGAUUUUACGCACCAAUAAGAGAUACUACGGGCGGAAAGUUUUACCGGUUAUCGCCUUAAAGGAGAACACCAUUAUUCAGAAAAACCGCUUGAUUUAAAUCAACGCUAAUAUUUUUCUAAUUUUUUUUUCAGUGGUCAGUAAACUUGUUCGCAGAGGUUAUCAAUCGCACUUGGCCGACUUUCUACUAAGAAUCAACUUUAACAACUUCUACAAUGUGGAAUGAAUUCGUUACCACUUGACCUCGACGUCACAAACGAAUAUAUUCUUUUGAAUUGUGUUAUUUAUUAUGUAGUGCUUUGAGAGACGUAACAACCACAUAAAGCAGGACUGUAUUUGCAGGGCUAUUAUCUGAACUUCGCAAAGAUAUAGUAGACAGACUACUCUCGGACUACUAACAACUAGCGACUUUGAAAGAGAGAAAUAAAAUUUCUUAGGUAAAGAUAUGAAGCGAGAGAUGAAAGUCGUCUCGAUGGAUUAGAUAGACAUGAUCUACACAGCAGUGGGAUCUCUUUUAAGCUUAGUUUUUUUCUGAAUUGUCCUUAAAGUUACGUCAAAUUAAGGUCUUGGAUAAUCGUCUUGAAAGGCGUUCGCUCGAGUAAACUUUGACUGUCAAAAAAAUUCGGGAAAAUAAAGAGAUCCGAUCGGGCGGAUUGUGGUUUUUCCGUAUAAGUACAUAGCUCUCUUGCAACACACAAGAAAUGUGACAGGUUUUGCUCGUGUUUUUAGCACACAAAUUGUCGUUGAAAAGUGGCGUACUUGAUCCAUGCGUCUUGCAUGACGUUUAAAACGAAUAUGGAAACGAGCUCUUAGCUUUAAAUGACACGGAAAAACCUGUAGGUAACAGCACAAAUUAGAACUAACAUGAUUUCGAGUGAAAUUCGUGUUAAAAAUCGAGUAAUUCUAUCGAAGACCAAAUAUUUCACGAGCCCGUAGUAAAUUGCGAGUGCAAUUUGUGGUCUUUGAAAAUUUUUCAAGUCCCCCUUUACAAGAAAUUGCACUCGAAAUCAUGUUGUUACUUAGAAAUAAUAUACAUGAAAAAGGCAUCUCUCAAAGGCAAGGCAAACGAAAUUUUGACAGCGUGCGUGCUAUUUGUAAUUUGUAUUCAUGUUCCAGCUUUGCACUCGAGUUACACUGCACUCGGUUUCAGCCAAUCAGAAGCGCGUAAAUUUUUCGUGUAUAUUUUUAGUGUAGGUAACAACAUGAUUUCGAGUGCAGUUUGAUGUUAAAAAGCACACGUAAAUUUUUCAGAGACAACAAAAUUGCAUUUGUGUUACAACUUUGCACUCGUAUUACAUGAAAAAUGGACUCGUUUUCAGCCAAUCAGACGCACGUAGUUUUUUCAUACAUAUUAUUACACGUAGAUAGAGUGAAAUUUCGGAUCAAGUUACCGACGAUUACACACCGACCCGGCAAAUAGUAACAGGAAAGGCAAAUGAGAGGUUUGUAAGCAUGCUAAGCGCCAAAAAAGUAGAGAAAGCACUCGAUUACGUCUCGUGUUCCCCCUACAUUUGUUUUGUGCUCCAGCUGCUUGCUGCUGCUUUACAACAAAACAAAGCUUCUUUAUUUGUUAACGUUGUUGUUCUCGGCCAAAUAGAGGCUAAUUUUCACCAUUUCACAUCUUAUCUACACUCUGCUGUAGUUUUGAGAAAUAAAAUACAUCAGAUGAUGAGGUAAAAAAUAUUUCGCUUCAAGUUUUCAAUUUCUGAUUGGUCCAUUCUUUUUUGAAACCAAUGACUGGCGUCAAAUUCUGUGCAGAAGGCGUCUGACAGA
Molecule: messenger RNA, 25505 nt
Organism: Pocillopora meandrina
Lineage: Eukaryota; Metazoa; Cnidaria; Anthozoa; Scleractinia; Pocilloporidae
Source: the annotation of a GenBank genome assembly